This is a messenger RNA of Alligator sinensis (Chinese alligator), 4284 nucleotides long. RefSeq names its product dickkopf WNT signaling pathway inhibitor 2 (gene DKK2). Gene Ontology annotation, molecular function: co-receptor binding; receptor antagonist activity. Bases 765 to 1574 code for a protein of 269 amino acids. The transcript is spliced from 4 exons. Gene Ontology annotation, biological process: multicellular organism development; negative regulation of canonical Wnt signaling pathway. NCBI's taxonomy places the organism in Eukaryota, Metazoa, Chordata, Crocodylia, Alligatoridae. Gene Ontology annotation, cellular component: extracellular region. The record is from RefSeq and is a predicted model, not a curated record.
GAGCAGUGUGUGUAUGUGUGUGUGUGCGUGCGAGUGGGUGUGUAGAUCUGUGCUAAAGAACACUGUGAGAUUGCCUAGAUGUCUGUCUGUCUGUUCCUGCCUGUGUGAUCCUGACUCCAGAUAUAGAGCCGAACGCCUGGAGCCCCUCACCCCAGCACCAACUAGUUUGGAGGAGGAGAAGGCGAACGUGUUCUUUCACAAACACUGGCUACAGAGGCUGAGGCUUAAGAAAGAAAAAAGAAGGAGGGGAAUAAAAAGUAGAGAGAGAGAGAGAAACACAACUAAGCCCAGCCCUUGUCGGUGCUGCCUGGAUUGGAUCUGGUUUGAGUUUUCUCCCUGCUGACUUGUGUAGCAAGAGAGGAGUGGAGGGAAAUAAGUAACUGACUCUUCCUCUGAAGCUUAAGCAAACCUGCUGGGUGAUUCCACUAGUGGGAAGCUUCCCUGGGUGCAGUUGCUUCAUAGUUUAUUGCUCCCAGUCACUAAAGAAUUUCCUGCACUUCUCAAGAAUCUGAAGGAAAAAGCCAUCACUUCACAUGAUCUGAUAGUUGCUUGUUGCCUAGAGACUUUAUACCAUUUUUUCAGGGGAUUCGUUUUUCCUGGUCUCUCCUACCACAGCAGUUUCUUGAGCGUGUGGCAUUGAAAUCUAUUGAAUUGUUUUGUUAACAACUGUAGGAUAAACAUUUUUUUUUCCUUUUUUUAUCUCUUGUUGCUUUAUUUUGUUUGAUUUUUUUAUUUAAAAAAAUCCCUUUUUGGGGUGGGGGGAGAUGAUCGUGCUGAUGUGGAAUAAGUGCUCCUGCUGUCUCCUCUUACUAGCCGCGGUCCUGAUGGUGGAGAGCUCCCAGCUAGACAGCUCCAGCUCUAAGGUGAACUCCAUCAAAUCCACCCUGAUGGGGGAGGCUCCAACACAGGCAACCAACAGAUCUGCAGGCAUCCACCGGGGACUGACACUUGGUAGCACUAAGAAAGGAAAAAUCCUAGAGCAGAUGGGAAAACCUCCAAAGCACUAUCACCGGCAAGGAGAGGUCUACCCUUGCACCAAUGAUAAAGAAUGUGAAGUUGGGAGAUACUGCCAUAGUCCUCAUCAAGCUACUUCUGCCUGUUUGAUCUGCAGGAGGAAAAAGAAACGUUGCCACAGAGAUGGCAUGUGCUGCCCUGGGAACCGCUGUAAUAAUGGUAUUUGCAUACCAGUUACGGAAAGCAUCCUAACUCCUCACAUCCCUGCUCUGGAAGGGCCACGCAACAAGAAAAAUGGCCAUUAUUCUAGCAAGGACUUUGAAUGGCAGAAUCUGGGAAGGCCGCAGUCUAAGCUUUCACACCUAAAAGGACAUGAAGGGGACCCCUGCUUACGCUCAUCUGACUGCAUUGAGGGGCACUGCUGUGCUCGCCAUUUCUGGACCAAAAUUUGCAAACCUGUGUUACAGCAGGGGGAGGUAUGCACCAAGCAACGCAAGAAGGGCUCCCACAGCCUGGAGAUUUUCCAGCGAUGUGACUGUGAUAAAGGGCUCUCUUGCAAAGUAUGGAAAGAUGCCACCUCUUCUUCUAAAUCAAGACUUCACGUGUGUCAGAAGAUCUGAACGAGGAUUGGGAAAAUAUUACUAACAGACUGUGAAUCUGUGUAUUUAAUGCAUUACAGCCUGGUGGGAAAUGAAGAUUGUAAAUAAAAACAGAAUAGCUAAAGUAACAAUUGUGGUAGGAAUAGAAAUCACCCCAAACUGCACUUGUUUUGAGUUGGCGGUAAAUGUGAUAGCAGCUGGAGUUUUCCAUUGUGCAACUUUUUUGUGUAAAUAAUGACGACAGUUUGUGGGAAAUGCUAUUAUACAAGCACAAUGGAAAUUAUUGACAUUUGCAAUGCUGCAUGGUCCCAUGCCUUUUGAAGGGUUCCUAACACGCCAACUCAGUGUUAGGAAUGGGGUAAGUGUCCUCCACAGUAAUGAUUGCUAAAUAAAUUUUAUGCAUAUUCCAACAGAAACCAGUGAUUUACAGAAAGACUUGUCUGUCAACUCAUUAUGGGCUACUAAAAUCAUAGCGAUAAGCUGCAGCUGUUAGAGAUGACAAUAAUAGUUACUGUGAAUGUCCAUACACCUUGCUGUUCAGGGCUGUCUUCUCACAGAAGGAAAGUACUCCUGCAGGGCAAGAGUGCUGGAUUUUGCAGGCUCCUGUGCAAAUGGAAAAAUCUCAUCAUGUAGGAUUUCAAGGCAGCACAAGAAGUGGCAGUUCCUCUAAUCAGAGGCAUUUAAACAGGGUUUUGUUUAAUAUAUAUAUGCCUAUCUAUAUAAACUGAAAUGCUUUAUUCAGUUCAUCUUCAUUUACCAUAAUUAGUCAUUUGUAUGUGUCUUGGUUUACUGCUAGCAUACUUUGGGCUGAACACUUAAAGCAUAUAUAUAUAUACACUUGACGAGUCCAGAGUAAUAUGCGUUCAUUUUCUCAUUAGUCCUAGUAAAUAUUAUUUUUCUUGCCAGAAUUCUUACAUUAUGGAUAAAUUCAUAAAGCUGGUCAUUUUUUUCCAUCUUUUUUUUUUGGAAAGUUACAAGCAUCUGAGUGUGGAGAGUUAUAGCAAACUUUGCUUUUCAAGCUCUGUUGCAAUGAAUUGCAAAAACAUUUUUGCAAUGAUAAUAGAUUUUUCCACCACCUGCUGUUAUUUGACUGGAUUGCUACUAAGUCAAAGUUUUUAUGCUAUACUAGUAGAAAUAAGUUUUUAUCAUAAGUCUGUUUCAUCUUUGGUUUGGAGAUGCUAGAAUGGAUUUCCUUUGUAUGGGCAGCAAAAGCAACAACAACAAAAAAGAGUUGGCUUUUGCAAGUAUUUCAUCAGGUCUCCAUCAUAAAGGUAUAUUGACACGUGACAUGCUGAGAACCAUCAUGGGAUUUGACACAACAACUGAGACUGAAACAAGAACAAAUUCUGGUCGAAUGCAUGCUAUGGGUUUGAAUACUGGCACGACUAAAGGAAUCAUACUGAUUAUGUUGGCUAAAAGAAUCUGCUGACUUAUCUACUGUGUUCAUGAACUAGCUAAAAGAUAUCCUCAACCCUCUGAUGUUUAAUCAUUUCACCUCCUCUUGUGUUACUCAUAUAUUUGCAAGAGCGAUAAUGUAAGUAAACAUAACUAAAGAUUGGGGUUCCUUUUUCAGAAUCUGAUUAUAUAAUUAACCUACUGAAAUGUCUAUUUCUACAUUUUGUAAAGCAAUGUCUCUCUGCUUUUGUUAAUGUUUCAUUCAAUUUGGGUACACCAGAAGGUAGUUGAAUCAGAAAACCAACUUUGGGAUUUGUUUCUAUCUUUAAGGUACCUUUCUGCUCCCCUUUAUAUCUCUACAUUGGUGGUUAAUUUACAAAUAGUGGUUCAUUUACUCCUGACACAGGGUGGUGUCAAUUUAACACUUUUUAAGUGACAUUAAAAUGCAGGCAGAUGCACUUCGAGCAGUUGAGCACAUUAAGUACCCUCCUGAUGUUGCAAAGUUGUUCCUUUUCAGGCAAGGUCUAUCUCCUAACAGCACUAACUUUAGUAGGUCACUGUAUUCCAAGGAUUUGCAACCGUUGCAAGUGAACCUGUGACACCACCCUAACAUAUAUUCAGUUUAAUACAUUACAACAUUCCAGUGAUUGGUAACUGUUGCAAGUGCACUUGUAACAAGGUCUUUACCAGAGAUCAAAUCUGAAUUACACUUCCUGUACCGCUGAUAAGGACCUAAACUCCAACAUAUAUCAGAUUAAGAAAACUGAUUUAUUAGGAUAUUUUAAAAUUUUCUGGUCAAUAUUUUUAUUGAUCUUAAAGGAAUGGUCUCUAGAGAAAGAUUCUUGUAUUCCCCCAAAAGUGAAGGUCUGAUUCUGCUCUCACUGCCACUAGUUCUACAUUUUAUAUAUUUACCUCUCUGCACUGCAAGAGAAAACAGAAAUUAGGCCAGAAAAUUACAUAAUUUGGACCUAGAUUCAAAAUAUAGAGGUACAAUUCUUUGACCCUUACUUAGAUUGAAGCAUCGCAUACACAAAAAUAGUCUUAUUGAUGACUCUGGUGAGGCUACUGGUAUGUAUAAGUGUUAUUACUCAGUGUCAGUAAGUGAUUGUAGUAUUGGGUGCCAGCGCUGGUUUUUACGUUUCCAUUUACCCCUCACAAUUUUACUAUUUGGAAUAAUUUAUUUACCGGAAAUGUUUAAUGAGAUGUAUUUUCUAAUAGAAAUAUUUCUUACAUAAGGCUUUGUAGCAGAAUAUAUUUGCAGCCUAUUGACUUUGUAAUUUAGAAAAAAAAUGUAUAAUAAGAUUAAAUAUAUUAAAUAUCAUGGUUUUUCCCCAAA